AUGCCAGCUACACUCUGGCUAGCUCCUAGCCGCUAUGGCUAUAAAUAUCCCCUUCCCACCUAUUCUCCGUCCAACACUAUCCUUAUUUCGACUCAAAUACCACUCCAAAAAUCUCCCUCUGAUCUUCCGUUAUACUUUCUUCUAUUUAGUCGUGUCCUAUAUAUCGUCGGAGGACGCCUAAUACUAGUAACCACGGAAUCACGAGCGAAUCCUCUUAUACCUCUCCCAUCGAUACCGAUAAUAAUAGACCUGCCCGAUAAUGACACGGAUAAGGACCUGGCCCAAGUACCAGAGGAUUACAGCCGAUCCAAUAAAACAAAGAAGUUAAAACUUCGACUAAAAGAGCGUUGGGCUUGGUACUACCAAAUGAAAGCAAUAGAACCAUCCACUAAUCAUAAGUGGGGGGUUAUAGAGGAUACACUACGUGAGGCGUCACUAAAUGAUAUAUAUCGAUUUCUCAAUUGGUGUCUGAAGCUAGAGUAUAGUCCCGAUGGUCGCCGUUAG
Molecule: messenger RNA, 504 nt
Organism: Penicillium samsonianum
Lineage: Eukaryota; Fungi; Ascomycota; Eurotiomycetes; Eurotiales; Aspergillaceae
Product: C2H2 finger domain protein
Exons: 4
Coding region: 1-504 (167 amino acids)
Source: RefSeq, a predicted model, not a curated record